This is a messenger RNA of Mesorhabditis spiculigera, 852 nucleotides long. The record is from the annotation of a GenBank genome assembly. Lineage: Eukaryota; Metazoa; Nematoda; Chromadorea; Rhabditida; Rhabditidae.
AUGGACGCCAUCAAGAAGAAGAUGCAGGCCAUGAAGAUGGAGAAGGAUGCCGCACUUGUGCGUGCUGACGAGGCCGAGGAGAAGGAGCGCGAGGUGCAGGGCAGGCUGGCCGCCGUCGAGGAGGAGCUGCGCGACACCCAGAAGAAGAUGGUCCAGACCGAGAACAACUUGGACGAGGUCCAGGAGAAGCUCAACAACGCCACCCAGCAGGUCGAAGACAAGGAGAAGAAGGCCUCCGAAGCCGAGGCCGAGGUCGCCUCCAUCAACCGCCGAAUCACCCUGGUGGAGGAGGAGUACCAAAGGACGGAGGAGCGCCUGAAGGUCGCCACCGAGAAGUUGGAGGAGGCCACCGGACAGAUUGACGAGACCGAAAGGUGCCGGCGCGAGAUGGAGGCCAAGUCUUUCCAGGAGGAAGAGAAGGCCAACUCCGUUGAGGAACAGCUCAAGGAGGCCCAAUCCCUCGCCGAGGAGGCCGACCGCAAGUACGAUGAGGUCGCCCGUAAAUUGGCCAUGGUUGAGGCCGAUCUCGAGAGGGCCGAGGAGCGCGCCGAAGCCGGAGAAAACAAGAUCGUCGAGCUUGAGGAGGAGCUCCGAGUCGUCGGCAACAACUUGAAAUCCCUGGAAGUUUCCGAGGAGAAGGCUAUGCAGAGGGAAGACGCCUUCGGCGACCAGAUCCGCACCAUCACCCAGAGGCUGAAGGAGGCCGAGACCCGCGCCGAAUUCGCCGAGCGCUCGGUGCAGAAGCUGCAGAAGGAGGUUGACCGUCUCGAGGACGAGCUCGUCCACGAGAAGGAGCGCUAUGCCGCCAUCUCCGACGAGUUGGACGACACUUUCCAGGAGCUCUCCGGCUAU